Messenger RNA from Salmo salar (Atlantic salmon), 9490 nucleotides. Its product is annotated as AP-4 complex accessory subunit RUSC2. NCBI's taxonomy places the organism in Eukaryota, Metazoa, Chordata, Actinopteri, Salmoniformes, Salmonidae. Gene Ontology annotation, molecular function: protein binding. The record is from RefSeq and is a predicted model, not a curated record. Gene Ontology annotation, cellular component: cytoplasmic vesicle.
CGAUUUACCAACAGAUCUCCCGGUCCCCCGGGUAAACGGAGUUUGUAUUUUCCAACAAAUUAAAUGCUUCAACAUGGGAACACUUCGCAUACCCGGUGCGCAGGGCUUCUCAGAGCGUAUUGGACCUGACCGAAUCCCUAUGAGAGGGCUGAGCUGAAUCGGGGUUGACGUAAGAACGUACUGUAGGUCCAGCCCUGUUAUGCGCUGCUGCUGCUGCGUUGUCGAGCGCUGGACGCGAGCAACAACAAAAAACCCAAACAUAUUCCAAGCGUCAAGGAUUAGACCUUAUUAUUCGCGUGAUUAUUGAGAACAAAGGACAAUGUGGAUAUUAUUGACACGAUAAUAACACUGUUGACCACCUGCUUAAACGUGAGUAUAGUCGCCUUCGUGUCUUUCUAGUAGAAGGCUGUGAGAUAAUGGAAAGAGAGGGAGAAGCAAUGCAGCAUUGCUUGGAAAGCAUCACAUCGGAAGCUGGAAAAUCACGCCGUAGCACCAUAACGAUGUACCACUCAGACCACAUAGUCGAUUUCCUUGACCUCUCCUUCACUAUCCCAAUCCCUGGAGCCUUGGGCCUAGCAUCAAACCAUUGAACCAACCCCCUGUCCUAUAUCCCUCCACAUAUCCUAUACCCCCACCCCAGCACUCACACAGCCUUUUCCCCUACCCCCUGUCCAAACCCCCAUACCCAGAGGACCAUGGACAGCCCCCCCAAGCUGUCUGGCGAGACCCUGAUCGUUCAUCACAUCCCCCUGGUACACUGCCAGGUGACCGGGGGUCGGCAGGGCUACAGCGGAGGAGGAGGGGGGUCCCUGAAGAGAUCGAACCAACCAGAGAACCUGGGCCUGAGCCCCACCACCUCCCUCCCUGAGCGAGAUGUACUCCAGAGGGAAGCCCUAGUGUACAGCAGCCUCAUCCAGACCUCUACAGGAAAAGGGGGAAGAGGGGGAGGAGAGAGUGGAGGACAGGGAGGAGAGAGAAGAGGAGGACAAGGAGCAGGAGAGGGAGGAGAGAGAGGAGAAGGAGGGAGAGGAGGAGGAGGAGACGGCAGCACAGGGAGCGAUAAUUUGUCUCUGACGUCCAGUAACUCGGAAGACCAGGUGAUGGUGGCCAACACUCUGCCCAGGGUGAAACCAAGGGAACAGGCCAACAACCCUCUCCGGCUCCGCCACAACCCUUUUCUGCUCAACACAGAGGAGGAUGAUGAUGAGGAGGAGGAAGAGGACGAAGACGAUAGUGAUAAUCUCAACGGUUACCUGGAAGAUUCAUCCUUCCAUCUCCAUGGCAAUACAAACUCCGCCCUAGAUGAGGAGGGAGACGGGGUCACGCCCUUUCACCUCCACGACCUGGGGUUCACCACACACGAGCCCUUCCUGUUGCAAAGCACCCUGGGAAAGCACUCCUGGGGCUGCUCUGGGGGACGGGACUCCUUCAGGGGUGUUGCCUCCGAUCUCUCCGCCCACCUGGAGGGCCUAGACCUGCUGGCAUUGGAUGGUCCUCGCCGACACGGCAGCAGCGGCUCCACCCUCUCCAUGGACUGCGGAGAGCAGGAGUGGGCCGAGGAUGAGGAGGAGGAGGAGGAGGAAGACCCAAUGAGGGGUGGUGGGAGGAGCAGUAGCCAGGCUGACUCGUCUUCCUCCAGCUCCGCCCACCAGCUCUGCUCCUGCUACGGCCACGAACACUUCCCGGAACAGUUUUCCCAGUCGUUGGAAUGCCAGCUGGGCUACGGCAGUGAAUCGUCUUGUAACAGCUCGGAUGGCAUGCUGGUCAACUUCAGUGCCAUUUAUAAUAAGAUCAAUAACAGUGUCCCUUUGACCUCCUCCGAGCCACCUCCUCCUGCCACGACCACCAACCUGAACAGUUCCACUGACCACUCCUACACCUCCUCUGUCUGCACCUCUUCUGUACUGGAUGGGGAGGCAGGGAGCCCAGGAAGCGCCAGAGACAGGGGUGCUUUCUACCUAGACCUCCACACUUCCCCCACCGAGCCCCCCAACUCUCAUCAACCAUCUUGCUCCUCCAAUAGCACCCUGCCGUUUGGACUCCACCCCCACACCAACACCUCCUCAUGCACCUGCUCAGCCGAACACCAGGGGGCUCUAGAUCUGGACGCCAACUGCAAUUCUUACCAGCCUCCCCACCACUCAGACUCAGGAAGUGACCUCACAUCCCAUCUGCAGAGCCAGGCCCGUCUUGUGGUAGCCACCCAGAACUACUACAAGCUAGUGACCUGUGACCUUUCAUCUCAGUCGCCACCGAGCCCUGUGGGAAGCUCCGCGUCGUUUACCAGCUGCUCUGAUGAGCACAGCAAGGAAAGCCCCGCUCCUGACACGCCCAACGCCACCAAGCCAACCGAAUACUACCUGUUCAGACGGCCACCUGGGGGACAGGAAAAGGAGGCAGAAGAGGAAGAUGAGGAGGGAGAGUUGUCACAGCGUGAUGAAGAUGAGGAAGAGGAUGAUGACGAGGAAGAGGAGAGGAAGAAGAGGGAGCAGCAGCAGAUGGGCGGAGCCUGUUCAGAACUCAUCAUCGAGGGACAGGUGUACGUUAACAUCUCCCCUCCAGUGGUUGACCGAGGACCCAUCGGAGGCGGGACUCCCCGCCCCCGUUCCCGUAGCUACGACCGGAACCUGGACAAGUCCCUGCCCCCUCGGCUUGGCUCAUUGGAGCGCAUGCUGAGCUGCCCUGUUCAUCUCAGUGAGGGCGCCGCCCCCCUCGGCCCUCCCACUCCACCACGGGUCACUUCCUUCGCAGAGAUCGCCAGGAGCAAGAGGAAAAACGGAGGAAGCACUGGCUCUCCUUCUCUCAGGAUGGGGGGAUGUACAGAUCCCUUCUCCUCCACCCACUCAGCCCACUCCCACUCCUCGGCCGACUUCUCACCCAUCCUGGAGAACCUGGGUCAGGGUCCGAGCCACAGGCACAGUGUGCCCUUCCAGCGCUGCUACAGCCAGGGCAGUGUGGACCGCCACUCACCUGGUGGUGGCGCCAGAGAGACACGCGCCACGACUGAAGGUGGUCUCUCCAGCUCUUCGUCCAGCUCUGCUGUUGUCCGCUACACUAAAGACCAGCGUCCUACCACCCUCCCCAUCCAACCCUUCACCUUCCACCACCAGUUCUCCAAGCUGUCCCAGCCCAAGCCCAUUCUUCCCCUGCUGACAGGCUACGUCUCUGGGAUGCAGGCGCGGGGUGGAGGGCCUUCUGGAGGUCCAGAGGGGUCUGAUGGGGUUGAUGACGACCGAUGGGAAGACUCUUUGCGUCGAUGCCAGAGUGGUGGUAUGAUGGGUGGGUUGGUGUCAGCGGUGGCUCCGCUCGGCCCUGGUUCUGUCCGGCCCUCGCCGCUGGGUAGCUAUUCCCCCGUCCGUCUCCAGGGGGUGACCUCCACUUCCUGUUCUACCUGCACCCCCAGCCCCCAGACUCCUCGCAGCCUCUCCUGCCCCUUGUCUGCCGGGCUCCGGCCCCUCCACCAUACCCAUCCACCACCAGCACGACUGGCGGCUGCCCCUCUGCUUCCCACUCCUCCACCUCCGCCCCUGGGGGUGAAGCGGGGUGCGGUGCCCCCCAUGCUGCCUCCGGUCCAGGGCCAGGUGCAGGGUCAGUGUCACCAGCACUACCACUGUGGGACCCUCCCCAUCCUGCCGGUCGUGCUCCAGGACAGUGAGAUUUCACUGCGAUACGAGGAGACGUCAGACUCUGCGGAGGGGAGCAGAGGACCAGGGUCCAGGACACAGCAUGGACACCACCUCUCUCCCCAGACUCUGAAAUGGAGGGAGUAUCGUCGUAGGAACCCCCUGGGGGUGGAGAGGUGUUCCUCUGGGGGAUCAGGCGUACCCGCCCUAUCAGGCAGUCUGGACGGGAAUGGUCGUAGGGGCGUGGCCAGGGGACAGCGAAUCACACGACGGAAUGUGUUUGACUUCCCUCCGGCCUCUAGUGGCCACGCCCUGGGACGACUCAAUGGCCAGUCUGUGAAGCAGCUGCAGCAGUACUACAGUGACUUCCUGCCAGACUACUUCUCCCUGACGGAACGUCCUCCAGACGAGUUCUGUCUCUCUCCCGACGCCUCCUCUUCGUCAUCGUCCUCCACUUCCUCACAAUCCCACAUCUCUGUGAACCUGCAGCAGAAGAGAGGUUUAGUCAAAGCCAUCAAUACAGCGGUAGAUUUAAUCGUGGCUCAUUUUGGCACCAGUCGGGACCCUGAUGUUAAGGCGAAGCUGGGUAACAGUUGGGUGAGUCCCAACGUGGGCCACCUGAUCCUGAAGUACCUGUGUCCGGCUCUAAGGGAGGUGCUGGGGGACGGGCUGAAGGCCUACAUCCUGGACCUGAUCAUCGGACAGAGACGUAACCAGCCCUGGAGCCUGGUAGAGGCCUCCACACAACUAGGCCCGUCCACCUGUGUUGUCCACAGCCUGUUCUCCAAGGUGUCCCAGUACUCAGAGCUCACCAGCCACAGCAUGAGACUCAACUCAUUCAUCUUCGGUCUGCUGAACUUGCGAUCUUUGGAAUUUUGGUUCAAUCAUCUCUACACUCAUGAAGACAUCGUAGCGGCUCACUACCACCCGUGGGGUUUUCUGCCGUUGUCCCAGGGGCCGUGCCAGCCUCUCUUGGAGGAGCUCCUCCUCCUCCUCCAGCCUCUGUCUCUGUUGCCCUUUGAUCUGGAUCUGCUCUUUGAGCCGCGAUUGGUCCAGAGGAACCAGGAACACCUGAGAAGCAAGGAACAGCUCUGCUCCGCCUCCGCUGGCCAGGGCCUGGACCAAUCAGCAUGCUCCACCUUCCACCUCAUGAGGGGGUGGAGCUCGGAGUCACGGAGGGCAGAGUCUAUGAGAGAAGGGGCGAAGGUUAAAAAGGAAGGAGGCGGGGCGGGGAACAGAGAAAGGUUGGGGCUGAGACGAGAGGGGACGUGGCCUAGGAUGGAAGGGGUUGGAGAGAGAGGGAGGAGAGAGGGGAUGAUGCAGAGGAUGGGGUCGAGGAGAGAGGGGGUGGGGGCGGGGAUUGAUAGUUUAGGGGCGGGGCUUGUAGAAACACAGCCAAUGACAACUGAAGUAGGGACAGGAUUUGCAAACCUAUGGAGAGAGAGCGGGAGGGGGAAGGGCACAGGAAAGAGAGUGAAGGGGGUGGGAGGAGUAAGCCAUGAGGAGGAUGGAGAGAAGGAUGAGAGGAGGAAGGAGAGAGAGAGGGAUUUUGCAGAGGAGGGUCGUCAGCAGCAGGAGCGUGAUCGCCAGGCGGGCUGGUGGUACCAGCUCAUGCAGAGUUCCCAGGUCUACAUCGACCAAUCAGCUCAGGGUGGGUCGAAGUUCGUUAAGAGCGAGAAGAGGAAGAAGUCUGCAGAGAGGCGGAGCCAGAGUCAGCACCCACUCCCCAGGAAGGGUGUUGUGGAAGGGGCAGAGUCUAGCCAGGAAGAGGAGGUUCUUAGGGAGAGAAGCAGGAAGAGCAGCUCCAGCUCCAGUGGUGAGUGGACGGGGUCCAGGGGAAGAGGAAGACCAUCCUGGAUGGGGAGUCCCCCAGAGUCAGUGCUCACCCACGACAAGGAGAAAGAGAAGGAUCCAGGAACCACAAGGGCCACAGAAGCCACAGCGACCCAGCCAGCGGCCCAGACUGAAGACCCCUCCCAGGGCCAGGGCAUGCGCUGGGUCAGACUGUUUGGGUCCAGCAUGGGUGGUGGUGGCAUCCCCUCCAGGCCAGACGGAGCAGAGCAGAGACCAUCCAAAAGCAAGAGGACCAGGCUGCCGUCUGGAUGGCUGACAGGUCUGGACAUGUCCGUGCUGGACCUCUUAGCCCAGACGAUGGGGGCGGGGACAGUGAAGAGGGUGGAGCCUUCAGCUCCUCCGGCCCCUCCCACUCUGAACCAACCCUCUCCAACUCCUCAGCCACCACAGGAGACCCAAACCAAACAGCUGUGUGAGGUGCGUGCCCUGUGCCACCACAUAGCCACAGAGCCUGACCAGCUGAGUUUCCAUAAAGGGGAUGUACUGAGUGUCCUGAGCCGGGCUGACUCCGACUGGCUCCUCUGCUCCCUGGGGGCCCAGCGGGGCCUGGUGCCUUUCAUCUACGUUACCCUGAGGGGUCUGGAGGACAGCCAGGCGCCCCAAGAGCCUCAGGGGCCACACUGACCUGACUGACUCAACUAGGGUUCCAAAAUUCAGGAUUUCCAGAAAUCCCGGUUGGGAGAUUCCUGGAAUCAGGAGGGAAUAAGUAGGACAUCUGUAUAUCCUCCAACCUAGGGAUUUCGGGAAAGUUGCCGGAACUUUGCAACCCUAGACUGAACCCAGGGCCCAGAGGCCACAGUAGAGGAUGAGGGUGGAAUGUGGAUAGGGAAAAGGAUUCAGAGGGCCAAAGAUGGAUAUACAGCAUACUACAGCACAAGACGAUGGAUACUCAUGGAGGAGAGACCUCGAUAUGACUGGUUUAAAGUGUAAUUAUUGUACUAUGGAGAGGCGUAUGCAACACACACACACACACACACACACACACACACACACACACACACACACACACAGACGUAAACAUGCAUUAAUGUACAUAUAUGCACAUGCAAGCAUGCAGGCACAAAUACGCUAUACUUCCCUAUAUAUGCAUGUCCACUAAACUCACACACACACCAAACUGCCUGGGGAUCUUUUACAGAAAGGAGACAAGGCUAGCUACAGACUGCCUUGGCCCCAUAUACUGUAUACUAUCCAUAGCUGUGUUUUACUUUACCAUGCUACAGAGCAUACUCUAUCUAUCAUUCAUCUAGCUGUGCCACUCUUUGAAUGCCAAUGCUAUGCUAACGCGCUAAUGCUAUUUCUAAUGCCAGUGCUAAUUGUUAAUGGAAAAUUUCAGAGACUGGUUAAAGGACUUGUCAUCCAAUGGAUCCACGCCGACAUGCUAUUCUCUGAGGUUCAUUCACCCAGAGAUCCCCUGCUUUGUAGUAGGACGUAAGUAGGAAAAGUUGUUUUGUUAUAAAACAGAAUAUAAAAACUUUCUUUGUGUGAUACAGCUGUCGACAAUCUCCACAUCUCUGUGUGGAGUAAAUACAGAUGGACAACCGGUUUAAACCUCGUUCUUCAAUACAAAUAGACAACCGGUUUAAACUUGCUUCUUCAUUAAAAAUGGACCACCGGUUUAAACUUGCUUCUUCAUUACAAAUGGACAACCGGUUUAAUCUUGCUUCUUCAAUACAAAUGGACAACCGGUUUAAACUUGCUUCUUCAUUAUAAAUGGACAACCGGUUGAAACUUGCUUCUUCAAUUCAUCAUCAUCUGCAGAUUCCUGAUUUUCAUCAUCUUGUUAACGCUAUGGGUGCGUUCCUCUGCCCAGGCGUUGCUGACGCAUGCCAGAUCUUACAACACUUGGAUACAUAUUUUACGUAUCGGCUAACCACAUCAUCCGUAUGUUAUAGCAAUCUGUCAGUCGAUGAAAUAGUCGAGGACGUGGCACGCAACCAUUGGUUGAUGCAUGCAAUGUCUGAGCAGGGGAACACUACCAAUGAUGGACUGUCAAGCCUGACUCUGAUUGGACAAGCACAAUAACAUCCUCUGGCUCCUCCCAUCACAUCCUGUUGUUUUGAUGGGUGGGAUGAACUGACCUGUCACUGCAAUUGUCAGGAAAGAAAAGGGCGGAGCGGGCCUAGUGCAUGUAACCUAGCAACAGACGGACAACGUUUUUGUGUCUUUUUACAGUUUCUUCACCCCUGUUCUGACCCCAAAACCCUAGCUCCUCCCACCUACCCCGCCUCUCUUCCCCUUAACCAAUACAACUGCACAGCUUUAGGGGAAGCUGCAGUACCACGAUUACAGACAAAACCAAGUGAUUCAAGAGGCUAUGAUUAGCUUUGAACUCUGUCUAUAUAUCUAUCCAUACAUACUGUAAAUGCAUAUACUUACACACGUUUAUUUAUUGACUAAUGAUGAUGUCAUGUAUUAUUGUUGAGGAAAACCGUGUGAAUGAAAAGGCGGAUAAAGAAGGAAGGAUGUCCAAUGAUGCAUGACUUUGGAGGUCUGUUUAGGUGUUUUGGUGUUCUGAAUGUGUUGGUUGGAAGGCUGUAUAAUCACCAUGGCCACCCCCACCCUCACCCCACCCAAACCUCCCUAUUGUAAAAUGGGUGAACCGUAAUGAGAAAAGAAAGUCAUGUUUCUCGUGUAUGCCUUAAAGUCCUUGAGAAAGAACCACAGAGAGAGCUGCUGUGUUGGAGGUAUCUAGCGUUUGACCUAUGGUCCCUACAUGAUUCUUAUAUAUGUGACGGUGCGUCCAACCAGCCACUUUCCCUGGGUUUCAGUCGGAAAAAGAGUAUAUAUUUUCUCUGGUAACAGAAAAAAGUAUAUGGCUAUUUUUUAGGGUGGGACUUAUCUUAAAAUAAACUCCAACACAUUUCUUGGUGGCUUUGUAGGCAUUUGUUGGUGUCAGGUGUGGCCUUAGGUUCAGAUUGAGCUGUACAGGAAACUAGAGCUGGCAAAAAGUUAGGGAUUAGGUUUAAACCCUAUAUGUCUAAACCUUGUGGAUUAAGCCCUAGAUUAGGAUUUGGUAGAGCCAAAAUAAUCUACAAUGAAAUUAUGUAAUGUAAUUUAAAAAAAUAUAUGGGUUAGCAAAACAUAAAUAUUGCCAGGACGGAUUCACACUGGACAAGAGUUAGGCCUAGAUUCAAUCAGACCAAUAGUUAAUUUAGCUUGUAAAUGAAACUCUAUUAUUAUUCUUUAAAAAAAUGGUUUUGUUCAAAUGUAUUUAGUUCUUCCGUUAUUCUCUUUUGUUGUACAUUUGAAUUUUUAUUAUAGAUUUUUUUGUCAAUUCCUUUGGAUUCUGCAUAAAUAAUUUAAAUAUUUUGUUAGCUCUGAAUUGUAAAUAUAUUUAAUUUCUUCAAUAAUUAUUUUUUUAAGAUAGAAAUAGAUAUGAGGUAUGGAUAUGUACAAAACAUUUGGAACACAUUCCUAGUAUUGAGUUGCAUCCCCUUUUGCCCUCAGAAUAGCCUCAAUUUGUCGGGGCAUGGACUCUACAAGGUGUUGAAAGUGUAUCACAGGUAUACUGGCCCAUGUUGACUCCAAUGAUACCCACAGUUGUGUCAGGUUGUCUGGAUGUCCUUUGGAUGGUGGACCAUUCUUGAUACACAUGGGAAACUGUUGAGUGUGAAAAACCCAGCAGCGUUACAGUUCUUGACACACUCAAAUUGGUACCUACUACCAUACUCUGUUUAAAGGCACUUAAAUAUUUGGUCUUACCCAUUCACCGUCUGAAUGGCACACAUACACAAUCAAUGUCUGAAUGGUCUCAAGACUGGAUUCACCUGGUCAGUCUAUGUCAUGGAAAGAGCAGAUGUUCCUAAUGUUUUGUACACUCGGUGUAUAUUAAUACAUUAUUGCAUUAAUAACAAGCAUUUGUAAAUGUGAGUUAGUAUCAUGUUAUGGGCAUGGUAAAAGAACAUCUAUGGGGAUAAAUGCCUGCCAAAAUGAUUGUGAUUAUAACAAUAUAUUUGUUAUUGUGUUUUUUGGCACAUACAGUGCCUUCAAAAAGUAUUCAUACCCCUUGA